ACACAGCGCUUCGGCGGACGGUCUUGUAUAGUUGGCCGGCGGGUGCAUGCGCAUGGCGGUGGUAGGAGCCCGAGCCACCCCAGCAGCAGCACCAGCGUCGCACUGCCACCCGCACGACGACGUCUUCCCCACCAUGGCGUAUCGUCUCCCGUGCAACGGCGGCUCCGCCUCCACCUACUACGGCGCUAGCCCCGCCACUCCUUUCCCACCUGCUGCCGCCUUCGGCGCGGCCCCCGGCCAGGUGCAGCUUGACGUCUUCGAGUGCCUGUCGGACGAAAGCCUCCCGGCUGCUGUUCCUGGCACGUUCGGGGCGCCGCCGCCGAUGCCGGUCGUGCCGGAUGCCGCUGGCUGCAGUCAUGCCAGAGGUGCGGCGGCUGUGGGGGCGAGGAGACCGGACAGGAUCGCGUUCCGGACGAGGUCAGAGGAUGAGGUACUUGACGACGGCUACAAGUGGAGGAAGUACGGCAAGAAGUCCGUCAAGAACAGCCCGAACCCGAGGAACUAUUACCGGUGCUCGACGGAGGGCUGCAACGUCAAGAAGAGGGUGGAGAGAGAGAGAGACGACCCGAGCUACGUCCUGACCAUGUACGAGGGGGUGCACAACCACGUGAGCCCCGGCACCAUCUACUACGCCACCCAGGACGCCGCCUCUGGCCGUUUCUUCCUCGCCGGGAUGCAUCACUCCGGCUAUUAGGGGCUGUUUGGUUACAGCGCAACUUGCUUAGUGCCCAUCUCUAUCACGCCAUUUCUCUGCUCGCUGCCACACGUCCGCUUCCUCUAGUCUCCAGCAGUGUCAAAUUCGUGCCCACCGCCUGCUGUUGCCCCCGUUCUGACUCUUCCUAACCGGCUGUCCUCCACCGCUCGGGGCCAGUAACGUCCUGAUGUGUCGCCAUCUCAUCCUUGUGUCUGCCACCAUCGUUGGGCUGACAUGUUGCCCCGGACACCCCUCUAAGCCCCGGGAGCACAGCGGACCCAAAAAACACCCUCCCGAACUCAAAUUGCUACUGAUCUUCCGUCGACUGUAAGAAAUGCUGAUUGAGUAUAGGAGAUGUGAUAAAGUUAAGUAUACUUUGAAUCUCUAGUAGCACACCUAAUGUGCAUCUAGCAAGCAAACAUCAAACAUUAUCACAUUGUUAUGGAGUAUUUGGCUACGUUUGUCACUGCAGUGGCUUUUCAAAAAUACUUAUUUAUUUCUAUGUGUAGGUGCAAUUGGUGGUUGGAAAUAUCUUUUUUAAGAUCUGUAAUAGCAAAAACCACACUAAAAAUGGCAAAUAUUCUUCUAACUAACUAGAUUUCACAGCACAUUGUAGCACAACAACUGCAAACGGACCCUUUGUCAAGGCAUCCAACAGUGUCACGUUCCAAUGAUCAAACGCAUUAAAACUGUUCAACUUUUAGCAAUACUAGAUGGUAGUCCAAAAGAAUUCACUAAUUUUGGCUCCUCUCCCUGCGCAACACAAUCCUCAAUCCUCGCGAGCGGAGGCAUCCUUGCUGCCUGUCAGAUUAUUGCUGCCAGUCCUGAUUACAGGAUCAGGACCAGGUAAAAACGCAAUCAAAAUAUGGUAGAACCUAAUCCUAACUGGAUGCCUUCCUCCUCUCGGAAGAUGGCCUGUCAUCUAUGAGAGUAAGAGAGUUCAAGCAGUUGUCUUAAAAAAAUAGUGUUCAAGCAAAUUGAGAAACUUGAGUGAUUUCUUCAAAAAAUUUACUUCUGAGAUGUAUAAUAAGGGGUAAUUGACGAUUUGCCUCCAGUAUGGAGUGGUUAAAAAUACCAUUAUAAAUUAGGAUUUCAUAAAAUUCCACUCACGAGAGGUGGUCUCUCGAUCAUCAAUGUUAUGGAUAGUUCUGCCCCUAGUCCCAUAUGUCAUCUUUGGCUAAAUUCUUCUCCAUCCUAUUUCCUCGCUUCCUCUCUGGCUGCUGAUUCCCCUAAAGCUCGGCCCCCUCCGCCGCCACUAGAUCAACAUGCCGGCUGAUUUUGGCCACCGCCGCCAGAUCCCCAGCUUUGCAUUUUGUGAAAGCACAACCUUAUAAUGCCUGUGCGAUGGACAAAAAAAUUAGGAAGACGUACAUUUUACAUAAUAAGGCACCGGGUAGGCAGACCAUCUCAAAAAAAGCUUUAGAUUUGAUGAUGUACACAUUUGUGGAAUCAAAGUUAAUACACCGUGUAACUCUAAACCCCUGUACACUCACGUGGAAUCUACACCAUCUUUAUUAAACAAGUUAAUGCCUACCAAUGUGGCUUUCAUAACAAAAUAAAACUUGCAGUAAACUGCUUACAGUGCUAAUGACCUGCUGCUUUGCAAAUACAGAACUUAAGUACCUCCAUGAAUAAAAGGCUAGAACGACAGGCAAACUCAUUUGGUGAGCAUGUAGUUCUUCACAUUUCAAACACUUUAGUCUUGAAAAAUAAUUGAUUAUUAG
Molecule: messenger RNA, 2418 nt
Organism: Phragmites australis (common reed)
Lineage: Eukaryota; Viridiplantae; Streptophyta; Magnoliopsida; Poales; Poaceae
Product: WRKY transcription factor WRKY71-like
Exons: 4
Coding region: 47-694 (215 amino acids)
Biological process (GO): regulation of DNA-templated transcription
Molecular function (GO): sequence-specific DNA binding; DNA-binding transcription factor activity
Source: RefSeq, a predicted model, not a curated record